UGCGCAUGGGUGAGUGAAACAUGGCUGCUCUUGGAAGGUUGUUUGGGAAAGUGGGGCCUAGUGCCUCUGUAAUUUUGCAAAGAACAUCAUUUAGAAAUGUUUCUCCAAUUUACCAAGCCAGUCGUAAUGGCAGUAAAUGGUACCCAGAUAAGGAACAUUUUGAGAUGUGGACUCAACCCGUCAUGUAUCCAUGUGAAGAAUCAUCAUAUAGACAAUCACCUGCACAUAAUGAAAAUGCUAUCGUGACAGAGAAACAUAUUCAGAAUAUGGUGUUAAACUUUGGUCCACAACAUCCAGCAGCUCAUGGUGUACUACGUCUUGUACUUACUCUAGACGGAGAGACUGUUGUACGAGCUGAUCCUCAUAUUGGUCUGCUACAUCGUGCCACGGAGAAACUGAUAGAAUAUAAAACAUACCAGCAGGCGUUACCAUAUUUCGAUCGUUUAGACUAUGUAUCUAUGAUGUGUAAUGAACAGUGCUAUUCCCUAGCCGUGGAGAAACUACUAAAUAUUGAAAUUCCUCUCCGAGCUAAAUACAUUAGAACUUUAUUUGGUGAGAUUACUCGACUAUUAAAUCACAUUAUGUCUAUUGGUACCCACGCCCUGGAUGUUGGAGCCAUGACACCUUUCUUCUGGUUAUUUGAAGAAAGAGAAAAGAUGAUGGAGUUCUAUGAGAGAGUAUCAGGAGCUAGAAUGCACGCUGCUUACGUCAGACCAGGUGGUGUUUAUCAGGAUUUACCACUGGGUUUAAUGGAUGAUAUAUAUGAGUUUAUCACCAAAUUUGGUCAGAGAAUAGAUGAAACUGAUGCUGUGUUAACGGAGAAUAGAAUCUGGAAAGCAAGAACCAUCGACAUCGGCGUCAUUUCAGCUGAAGAUGCUCUCAACUAUGGUUUUAGUGGUGUUAUGUUGCGUGGUUCUGGUAUAAAAUGGGAUCUACGUAAAACCCAACCCUAUGAUGCGUACCAUCUGGUAGAUUUUGAUGUUCCUAUUGGUACAAAUGGUGAUUGUUACGACAGAUAUUUGAUCCGAAUGGAAGAAAUGCGACAGAGUUUAAGAAUUAUACAUCAAUGUUUAAAUGAUAUGCCUGAAGGUGAAAUUAAAGUUGAUGAUAAUAAAAUAGUUCCUCCUAAACGAGCGGAAAUGAAGGAAUCUAUGGAAGCUUUAAUUCACCAUUUUAAACUUUAUACAGAAGGUUAUCACGUACCCCCAGGAUCUACAUAUACAGCUGUAGAGGCUCCUAAGGGAGAGUUCGGUGUAUAUUUAGUAUCAGAUGGUACAAACAAACCAUACAGAUGUAAAAUAAAGGCUCCAGGAUUCGCUCAUCUGGCUGGGUUAGAGAAAUUAUCAACAAAACAUAUGUUAGCUGAUGUUGUAGCUAUUAUUGGAACUCUGGAUAUUGUAUUUGGUGAGGUAGAUAGAUAAACUUGAUGUGAUAGAAAUAAAAAUCUGAACUAAUAAAACAAGUGGAGUCUGUAUCUAAUAAAACCUGUUAAAUCUACUAAAAUUGAUCCUAAUUAAGGUCUCCUAUAUAAUAUAUAGAUUUUAAAAUAGGAUCAAUUUUAAGUAGAGGAUACAGGUCUGAUAACAACUCAAGACAAUAAGACAGAGACAAGUAUGGAAUAUGGCAUUUCGAAUAAAAGACCAAAUUUAUCUGAAUACAGUUCAUAUUUAUUUAAUUUAAGGAGAAAAUUUAUUUAGUGUUCGUAUUAGUUUGUUUUCGGAAUAAAAUAUCUAAUAACUCACAAGAAAAUAUCUAAUAUGUUUAGCCAUCCAUUAAAAGUUGGUAGGCUAGAGAUACAGUACCUACCAGUACAAUGAAAAUGGUUGUAUCAAAAUAAAGUAUAUUUUAUUUGUUAGCUAUCUUAGUAAACUUUGUUUCUAUUAUAUAAGACCUGAUGGAACUAACUGGUAAAUUGUUGAAAUGUAAAUAGUUUGUAUGAUUGAACUGAUGUAUUUAUACACAAUAAAACAUCAUAAAGUGCUAAUAA
Patella vulgata (common limpet) is the source of this 1987-nucleotide messenger RNA. RefSeq names its product NADH-ubiquinone oxidoreductase 49 kDa subunit. The record is from RefSeq and is a predicted model, not a curated record. Gene Ontology annotation, biological process: mitochondrial electron transport, NADH to ubiquinone. Lineage: Eukaryota; Metazoa; Mollusca; Gastropoda; Patellidae. The coding region runs from base 21 to 1421 and encodes 466 amino acids. The transcript has 14 exons. Gene Ontology annotation, molecular function: NADH dehydrogenase (ubiquinone) activity; NAD binding; quinone binding.